AUGCUCGCACACUCCUCGACCAUACUCGGCGCUUAUCAGUUUUCAGGCUUCAAGCUAGGAGAGCAGAAACGGUUGGAAUUGGCCAAUCUUGAUAAAGAGGACGAAUCUCUUGCCAAAUGGAAGGCAUCUCUUGGCAUUGGCCCCGGAGGAAGUGCGAUGGUUGCCCCUACUGGUCCGAAGAUUACAGUGAUCAACCUGACUCUGACGUCGGGUGAUCCCUCACUUCCACAACCUAUCGUCCUCGACCCUCAGAACCCCCAGCCCAUCAAGAUCAAGGAGGGUGCUCAUUAUAGUGUCAAUAUUCACUUCAGGGUAAACCAUGGCAUCGUUUCUGGUCUUCGCUAUCUCCACAUCGUCAAGCGCGUAGGAGUGGUGGUUGAUAAGAUGGAGCAGAUGCUGGGAUCAUAUGCUCCUUCUCCUGAUGGUAAUGCCUACUCAAAGACGUUCCCUGAAGAAGAAGCGCCAUCUGGGAUGCUCGCUCGGGGUAAAUACACCGUUAGGAGUCGCGUUAUGGAUGACGAUGGAAAGGUUCCAUAUGUGGUAUAA
Messenger RNA from Serendipita indica DSM 11827, 546 nucleotides. Lineage: Eukaryota; Fungi; Basidiomycota; Agaricomycetes; Sebacinales; Serendipitaceae. The record is from the annotation of a GenBank genome assembly.